AUGCCGAUGCGAUCUAAAAUUAUCGACUCGGAAAUCGAUGUUAAGAUGCACACCGUCAAACCAGGCUUUUUUCGCCGCCAAUGGAGGAAGGUGAAGACCGAUCUGACCGCCUCAUUCCUCGCCCAAUACCGUCGAUGUGUGAUUCGAAUGAAGAAAUGUCUUCGCGAUAAUAAUACUCCAGUCGAGACCCAAAGAAGGAAAAGUCAAGCAAAACUGCAUCCAUUGCCAGACCGCCCAUUGCGUCGCGUCGCUUCAAAACUCAACCGGAAGCCGACGAACGAGAUUCAGCGGCUCCGUAAGAAAGGCGAUGAUUGGAACGCCAAUGAUCUGUUCCGAUUCCAGUACUCGGAUCCAGAAGCGGGAACGCCGGAAGAAAGGAAACAGUUGUGCUAUGAAUGGCUCGAUCGUCUUCAUGAUAUAUCGAAGAAAUAUUGCUAUUUAGCAUGGUACGAGGCGGCGAUCUACGCGUGCUAUUAUCGUUUGGCGCCGAUUCUCGUCGAGACGCAAGAGAAGCAGCGAAUUUGGCACGACGUCAAACUCGAAUACGCCGAGAUAUUCAUGAUGGGUCGCCGAAUUUGGCGUCGCGCGAUUCAUCCGAGCCGCUUGCGCGUCUUCUACGAUCUCGCCAUGCUUUGUGUGAGAUUUGGCGAUAUGGAGAAUGACGACACUGUUGCGAUGUUCAAAGACCUCAUGUCGGACUCGACCAAUUUUGACUUCAAAAUUCUCAAUGAGGUCGAAUUCGUCAAAUCGUUGGACAAGGUGAUUCGCCUCGAGAACUACGUGAUCGAUCAAUUCUACAAGCGGCGACGAUCGUCGGGCUCAAUCCGAAGCUCGUUUCGAUCGCGACGUUCCACUGACUGCUCGCCGUCAAGACGAAGCGAGCACGACGAUCCGCCGCCGCCGCAACACUCAAUCGUCCGAACGCCAUCGGAUCGUCUCGUCGUCGAAGACGAUCGUCUCAGUGUGAGCUCGCUGACCGAAUCGUUGAAUCAAGUGUCGGUGAGCCUUCCGGCGACGACGCUCGUCGAAAUCAAGCCGACAACAGCCGCGGUGACGACGACGACGACGAGCCUCAAAAUCCCGACGAUCGUCGUUCACGACACCAGCCGACCGCCGUCGCCACGACUCGUCCGUUUCGACGAUGAUGAGAAGAGCUGCUGA
Caenorhabditis bovis is the source of this 1161-nucleotide messenger RNA. Lineage: Eukaryota; Metazoa; Nematoda; Chromadorea; Rhabditida; Rhabditidae. The record is from the annotation of a GenBank genome assembly.